AUGCUUCAAGACGAAGUGAUGUUCUACGCGUGCCUCGCCAUCAUGAUAUUAUUCGUAAUAAUGUGCUCGUGCAUCACGAUGGCGAUUAUUGAUUUGGAAGUCUACAAUUUCGGGUUGUAUAUCGUUUUGUUGUGUAUUGUUGGAACCAUGCUCGCUUGCGCAUUGUGCAUAGCAAAUCCUGGCGCUUGCGCGAAUCCCGUUUGGUACACCAAUUUCUGUUUAUUGCUGCAUGAUUAUAUGCAAGAAAUGUACCCAGUUCAUCCUGAUGGAACAUCGAGUCCCAAAAUGACCGGAUUGAGGGCACAAAUGCAAAGGCACGCGGCGCAAUCAAUGGCGACGUCUGACGAUGGGACCCGGUUAACCGUCAGGCAAGAAUCUCGAGCAACAGUGGCGAUGCUUGCACCAGCAGUUCACAUAAUGCACCAAGUAUGGAAAGGAAUGGCAUGGGUCACCGAUGGUAUCGAAGAAGAAGACGAGGAUACUCGAUUGUCAUUGUACGACAAAAUGGAGCAGGGGACAUCAGAUGAGACGAGGUCGGUGAGCGAUCAUCAUGUGAAGCGGCUCUCCACCAUCGCUGAAACCAGCUCCUAUAUUCUGAGAGAACUUGAAGAACCCAGCAGCGAAAUCAACUCUCGCAAUGAUGUUACCUUAUAA
Molecule: messenger RNA, 654 nt
Organism: Caenorhabditis bovis
Lineage: Eukaryota; Metazoa; Nematoda; Chromadorea; Rhabditida; Rhabditidae
Source: the annotation of a GenBank genome assembly